Molecule: messenger RNA, 973 nt
Organism: Macadamia integrifolia
Lineage: Eukaryota; Viridiplantae; Streptophyta; Magnoliopsida; Proteales; Proteaceae
Product: guanine nucleotide-binding protein subunit gamma 1-like
Exons: 4
Coding region: 500-817 (105 amino acids)
Biological process (GO): G protein-coupled receptor signaling pathway
Source: RefSeq, a predicted model, not a curated record
GAGAGAGAGGUGGGGAAAUGAGUCCAAAAAAUUAUUCGGAAAAGAAAAACAGCUUUCGGAGAGCACUUUGAUAAGAAAAGCGAUAAGCUUUACUUUUUAUUCUCUUUCUCUCCCUAAUCCAAAGCCCCUCCGCUAUAAAAAGGUUAAAGAGGAAGUAGAAAAAAAAAUACGAUACCAACAAUUGAAACGUUUCUCCCUCUCUCUCUCUCUCUCUCUCUCUCUCUCUCUGUUGCUUCUUUGAAUCUUUGAUUGAUCUGCCAUUUCUGUCUUUUGCUUCUGAUUGGUCUCUGCUUCACCGGACGUACUUUCAAUGGUUGUCUUAAAGACCAUGGGAAUCUGGUCUCUAUGAGACUAUGAUUGCCUUUAAGCAUUCGUCUUUGGGCUCUUUAAUGGAGUCUUUGUCCUAGAGAUCUGUGUCUGUAAUUCUUUAGUUCUUUUAACCUUUUUGGAGGGGAGGGAAGGAACAAGGAGAGUAGAGGCUUUUUAAUUGCAUGCGGAGAUGCAGGAGGUGGAGUCCGAAACCGCGUUGUCUGUGGAUCUUCAGGUUCCUGUGGUGCCAGCAGUUGAUACGCGGGGCAAGCAUCGGAUUCUCGCCGAAUUGAAGCGGCUUGAGCAGGAAACUAGAUUCUUAGAGCAAGAGCUGGAAGACCUUGAGAAAACAGAUAAAGUAUCAGCCGCAUGCCAGGAAUUGCUGCUCAACGUAGGAACCAGACCGGAUCCGCUAUUGCCGGAAACUACUGGCCCCACCAACCCAACCUGGGAUAGAUGGUUUGAAGGCCCACAAGAAUCACAAGGUUGCAGAUGCUGGAUACUCUGAAAGCUCAUUUUGAAUUUUGUAGUUAUUGCGAGUUUUGAAAGGAUAUUUUUUCGCAUUACUUGAUUUGUGUCAAAUGUUGGAUAAAAAUACCCAUGGGGUAAGAAAUGAAAAUCUUUUCUUGUUUUGAAGCCAAUCAAAGCGAAAAUACAUUCUGUA